GUGGAACACUCGGAUGUCCUGGCGGUAAAAACGAAGAGAGGAUGUCAACAAAGUAAGAAUUUUGACAGAAGUUGAGCUUUUUUGUCAUUUUAAUUAAUAAUAACAAGUUUUUUUUUUACUGAGCUAUAAUGUUUAAUCCCCAACAUUAGUUGAGCAGUUACAAAACGAGAAAAAUCCAGAUGUCAGCGAUGUCUGAGAGAACAGAUUGUGUGUUUCUCUCAGCUCUGGGUAAAGGAGACAAUUUACAUCAACAAGUUUUAUCAGCGUUCCCGUUGUGUGAGAUGACGGAGGAGGAUCUGAUCCAGAACCCGCUGUUCUGUAAACUUCUGGCGACUCUGUCCCAACAUGUGGACCGAACCGGACUCACACAACACCUGAGGAGGGACCUGGAGAAGGCAGAGUGUGAGCUGCGCUCUCAGAGACUGUCGUGGCUGCGUGAGGAGUGUGUGAAUCGGGUUCUGCGAGAGAUCGUCCAGGAGAUCCGCUUCACUAAAGCCUCCAGUUCUCAGACAGCGGAGGACAAGUUCUUCAGCACACUGGAGCAGUGUGUGAUGGUGGGUCAGUGUGUGAAAUCAUCACAUCACAGCGGCAUUCUGGGAUUGAUGGCAGAAAGAGUCACGAGGCAGAUGCCUCCUGAACAGGACAUUGUGCAAAUGAAGCAGAGGUUACCAUCAGAACUCCUGCAACAUCUGAAGAGGAAGGCCGUCAAUAUCCUGACGUACUAUCAGCCCCAGUGGGAGAAUGAAAGCGAGGGUCUCAGGAGUGUGAAGCUUUCUAAACUUCCUGAACUGCUGGACGGUGAACAAAAGAAAGCAAAGAGCCUCGCUGAGAGAAACCGAGAGAACACCGCGUUACUGCAGAGACAAACCCACGCGUACCUGUCUGAGCUGGUGAAGUGCAUGAAGGUCCUUCAGUGUCUCGUUCUGGAUCUCAGGCUAAAGGCUCAGAAAGAUCUAGACCGGAAGAAGAUCGAGUACUUCGAGGCCAAAUGCGAGAUCGGUUUGCAGAAGAUAAGGGCCGAGAUGCUUGAAGUUCAACUGGACACCUACACAAGAGACAAGAUCGCAGCUCACAAGAAAAUAACGGAGAAGCUGAACGCAGAGCUGAAGAGCUCCGAGAUGGACAGACAGGCGGUGGAGUCGAAGCUGGCGUCCUUCGAGAUCUACGGCAGAGACUUUGAGGCUCUCGCUGACGAAUACUCACGCCUACGCCAGGAGAUCGCCACCAAGUCCUGGGCUCUGAAGGAGUUCUCCACAUGAGUGUAUGAAUAUGAAUCCUCAUAGCUUGCCCUGUUCAUCUGUUGUCCUAUUAUCAAUAUUGUUUUUUGCAUGCAUUUGUUAUUGUUGACUAUAUUGUUAAUAUAGUAAUUAAUCAGCGCCACUCAACGAGUUUAGGUUCAGGCAAAAUUGACUGGUAGCUAUUGUUAAUAAAUCUUUGAUGUGAUUUUUCUUUUUCUGGUAUUUGUCACCAACGUAGUAUAAUUUGCACUUUUAGAUUGCAGUUUUUAUUCUGAGCUAUUAAAUUACUGUUUAUGAUGAAUGGUGAUGUUUCAAAAUGAUGUUGCUGCCUAAACUACACGCAAUCACAAUUUUCUAAAACAUAUUGUUUCCAAUACCUUUUUGGAAGAAUUUAUUUAGAGUAUUAAUAAAUAUUAUUUGCCGGUCCGGA
Pimephales promelas (fathead minnow) is the source of this 1668-nucleotide messenger RNA. It is a transcript of the gene haus4, whose product is annotated as HAUS augmin-like complex, subunit 4. Gene Ontology annotation, biological process: spindle assembly; centrosome cycle. Gene Ontology annotation, cellular component: HAUS complex. The record is from RefSeq and is a predicted model, not a curated record. NCBI's taxonomy places the organism in Eukaryota, Metazoa, Chordata, Actinopteri, Cypriniformes, Leuciscidae. Gene Ontology annotation, molecular function: microtubule minus-end binding.